AUGACACUGCUUCUUAAUAAGCACGGAGAUGAGGUCCAGAUCACGCAAGAAGUGGUCGUCGCAGCUACACAGAACGACGACAGUAGCAAGGAAGUUAUAGCACUACUUCUUAACAAGCGUGGAGACGAGGUCCAGAUCACGGAGGACGGCUAA
Messenger RNA from Bipolaris sorokiniana ND90Pr, 153 nucleotides. RefSeq lists its product as uncharacterized. NCBI's taxonomy places the organism in Eukaryota, Fungi, Ascomycota, Dothideomycetes, Pleosporales, Pleosporaceae. The transcript is spliced from 2 exons. The record is from RefSeq and is a predicted model, not a curated record. The coding region runs from base 1 to 153 and encodes 50 amino acids.